Molecule: messenger RNA, 1707 nt
Organism: Plasmopara halstedii
Lineage: Eukaryota; Oomycota; Peronosporomycetes; Peronosporales; Peronosporaceae
Exons: 1
Coding region: 1-1707 (568 amino acids)
Source: RefSeq, a predicted model, not a curated record
AUGAACGCACAAAUUCAGCAAUGGCUUGAAUUAAAGUGGAUGCCAGAUAAAGUCUCCAUCGAACUCGGCAUUGGACAGAACCUUCACAACUUGUUCGACUACGAUCUGUAUCCUAUUUGGCUUCGCUUCGCACAGGUUUACGAAGAGCUAAUGUCGACAAAACAGACGACGGAACUAGAAUGGCUAAAAGAACUGUUCCAGACGGAGAAUGAUCUGCUGGAGGUUCUCACUUCACCGAGCAAUGUCCGUAAUACGAAGGGCGAAGCAUUGCUGACCCAAUUCAUGAACGAGCAAAAGGAUCCGGUGAGGGCUUUUGACAUGUUCAUGCACUCUCGAAGUGGGUUAAGAGCGUUCUUUACUCAAAACAAUAAGAAACUUUCGAAGGACCUUCAACAAAAAAUGAUGAGACUGACCGACCCAAGUAGUAGGAUGACUCAGAAUUCCCUGGCUGAGUGGCGCGAAUUCAAACAGAAUAUUGAUCUUCCAGAAUCGAAAAAUGUUUUGUCAAUGCUUGAGACGCAUGAUAUAAUUCGGCAAAGCUGGAUUUUUUACAUAAAGUCAAUGAUACCGGAGAUGCCGACGAAAUCUCCUGUGACCGAAACGAUUGAGGUUUUGGCCUCAACGGACAUGAGAUCUCUUAAAGAAUUCGUGAAUAUUUGGCGUGAACACUCAGUCGAUCCGAGCGACGUUUAUACGAUAGUGCUGGAAUUCCAGAAUGCCAAGGCAUCUCAGGUCGUUUGGAAAUUGUUUAUAAAUGAUUAUAUGAAGACAAAGAAGCUUAAUAUUCCUCCGAUGAUCAAGACGUUUAAGAGCCUGAGUGCCCAACACAGCAGCAAGUCAGACAACUAUGGAGAAAUGCGCAAGAUUGUGAACGAAUGGGUAAAUAGUGAAUUUCCUCCGAAGCAAGCGUUUGAAGCGUUGCUACUUGAUGUCGACGCGAGUAGGUUGCUGAACCAUUGGUUUGUAUGCAUGGACCACUCUUUCAGAAACCUUAUUUCGAAACCAGGUUUCGAAAGCACAGCGAGCAUGUUACGUAUAUCUUCUAAGAAUCCCAGUGCGCAUAGAGCAUACCUCAAAAUGCUGAGCAUGUUUAUCCUAUUUCGCGAUCUUGGCGAUCUCCAAAGCCGCAACAUCGUUAAUUUGGAAGAGACCAUGUGGAUACUAAACCCCAUGCCCUUCGAUGAGAUCAUUUGGCUAUUACAACUCGAUACGACUACGAACGAAUUGAUAGCAAAAGCCGAAAAAAUGCUGAUCGCUAGAAAUGAGGUCGAUACGAAGACAAAAGCGGAAGAAGGGGCUAGGAAGUAUCGCCAUUCUAGCUCGCUCGGUGUUGGUUCAGCGCAGCACGGCCAGACUCUAAAAUCUGAUCUGUCUGGGCGUGACGAGGAAAUCGUAACAGUACUUGACAAAGCUUUGUCACAUUUGCUGAACAAUCCAUUGCUUCCUUUUUAUUUCGACCUUGAAAGGAAGUUAAAUCGCAAAGGGACGUUGUUCGGGACGCUUCUUCAUGUUCUUAAAGAAAAAAAGUUGACGGACGUGGUGGAAGCAGCGGAAGAAUCCAUAGCUAUAAAAAUUAUUUGUCUUCAGUUGUUAGAGCAGGAUGAACGUGACGUUCCGGUGAAGCCGAAUCUUGAAGCCAAGACUGCAAUUCCUACGAAAACGGGCUUUCCCCCUUCUCGAAAAUACCACACUGGCUCUCCAAAAUAA